Molecule: messenger RNA, 9764 nt
Organism: Lepisosteus oculatus (spotted gar)
Lineage: Eukaryota; Metazoa; Chordata; Actinopteri; Semionotiformes; Lepisosteidae
Gene: kcnh2b
Product: potassium voltage-gated channel, subfamily H (eag-related), member 2b
Biological process (GO): membrane repolarization during action potential; regulation of heart rate by cardiac conduction; potassium ion transmembrane transport
Cellular component (GO): plasma membrane
Molecular function (GO): inward rectifier potassium channel activity
Source: RefSeq, a predicted model, not a curated record
GAAGAGUAAGGACCGAGGAUUUUUUUAGAGGAUCUUAAUAGUGCAGGGAGAAAGACAAAGGUGAUUGUGUUGGUAAAUCGCAAACAAUACGUGAAAUGAGGAGAAGGCAAGCGGAAUGCAGCGGGGUUAGAAUGAUAGAGCAUUUCAGCCGCGACCCCUCCGAGCAGUGACUUUGAAAGCACCUUUUCAGUCUUGGACACAUCUAUCAGAGUGUCUGCUAUAAGACGCGCUCAGCACUAAUCUAGCCUUCUUCAUAAAUGGAAGAACAUGUUAAGUGAAACACCCCUCAAUGCACAGGAAUGCGAAUACUGUAAUACAUAAAUAAAACGCCAUUGUAUUAACGAAACGUCAUCUGUGCAAUUUUGGUAAAUAGCCUGCGUUAGAAAGCGGCAUACAGUAUAUCCAAGCUUUACAAGAAUGGAUAUCGGUAAACCCUGUGUUGUUUUCAUCUUUCUUUUAUCAAUUAUGCAUGAGACUUAGACAUGACACUACAUAGAACAGCACGUGGUAUUCAAAAGGGAGAGCACCUGCAAAGUGUGAGCGGGGCUGCAUCACCUGAGAGCGCAAGGUGCACCUGUGCGGGACAAGCAGCCUGCUUUGGUACGCGGAAAGGAAGGCGUUAAAGAGGUGAAGCUGCUGCAACCAAGCCGAGAUCAUCUGGGUAGAGCAGCAUGCCGAGUUCCAAGCGCUGCACACCCUGGCUAUUAAUCCUGUAAGGAGCCAAUUCGGAGAGCGGCUGCUCUCGCCGGGGAGUGGGUGUUGAGAGGAGAGAGCAGCUGAGAAGCAGGCGCCGGGACAAAGGGAAGGGACAACAAUGAGAUGUAGAUUGCACCCCGACAGGCCGCCGCACCACUCCUCUGCCAAACCCGUUCUCUCAUUCUGGAAAACUAUAGAUUCUUCUGUCUUCAAACAUCACCAAACAGCCGCGUACUGACCAUAAACAGGAGCUCCUAAACAAUUUCACAUCUCUCACUGAAGAAGUAAACAAGAAGCGCAGUUCUCCCUCUUCCUGGAAAUAGCUUCAUUCUCCGUCUGCCCCUCAGAGAGAGUUGCAUCGAGCUCAAGGGCUCAGUCCGCUGUUCGAUUGAAUUGCGUGGAACUUUGUUUCUUUGUAAAGUGAGUCGCUGUGCGGCUGCAGCUACCCCCAUGUGAAGAGGUGGCUGGGACAUCGUGAGGCGGCACCUUGGCACCGUCCAGCUGGUGUAGGGGGACACCCUCUAACUCUGGGCAGCACUGCCAGGAUGCCGGUCCGAAGGGGGCACGUGGCGCCGCAGAACACCUUUCUGGACACCAUCAUCCGAAAAUUUGAGGGACAGAGUCGGAAGUUCAUCAUCGCCAAUGCCCGGGUGGAAAACUGCGCCAUCAUCUUUUGUAAUGAUGGCUUCUGUGGCAUGUGUGGCUACACGCGUGCCGAGAUCAUGCAGAAGUCAUGCACAUGUGAAUUCCUGUAUGGCCCGCACACCAAGAAGAUGGCCAUCGCACAGAUGGCACAGGCUCUGCUGGGAUCUGAGGAGCGGAAGGUGGAGAUUGCCUUCUACAGGAAGGAUGGUGUGUGCUUCCCAUGCCAGGUGGAUGUGGUGCCAGUGAAGAAUGAGGAUGGUGCAGUGAUAAUGUUCAUCCUCAACUUCGAAGUUAUGACUGACAAUAAACUGCUUCGCUCACCUGACCAAGUACUUAACCACAAAGUGCCGUCCUCCUGGAUCAAUGCAGUAGGACGCCCACGAGGGUUCAGGUUGCGGCUACCCCUGUUGCGCUCCCUGGGCACCAGCAAGCAGUCACUGUCCCGGGAUGACCCAGAGGCCGUGGUGGUGGACAUGUCCAAGCCCAGCAGCGAGCCCCUGGCCCUGGGGGAGCUGCUGUCCUUGCCGGAGCAGAACUGCCUGGGCGGUCCCGAGAUGCUAUGGCCAGAGGACCAGCGUGCCCUGCUGGAUGGCGGGGAAAACCAACCCGUCAAUCACUCAUCUCCCAGGCCUCAGCGCCUCAACCCUGACGCCUCCUUCUCCAACUGCAGCCUGACGCGCAGCCGGUCCCGCGAGAGCUUCUACAGUGUGCGCCGCGCAUCCUCUGUUGAUGACAUUGAGGCCAUGAAGACUGACUUUGAUAAGAAGCUCCGCAGCCGCCAUGCCAGUACAGGUGCAAUGAACCACAUUAGAACUAACAUGCUGAACUCAACCUCUGACUCAGACCUGAUACGUUACCGGACCAUUAGCAAGAUCCCACAGAUCACACUCAACUUUGUGGACUUCAAGCCAGAGCCCUUCAUUGCCUCACCUUCCUCUGACAAGGAGAUCAUUGCUCCCUGCAAGCUGAAGGACCGCACACACAACGUCACUGAGAAGGUUACACAGGUCUUAUCAUUAGGUGCCGAUGUCCUUCCAGAGUACAAGCUCCAGGCUCCUCGGAUCCACAAAUGGACAAUUUUACAUUACAGCCCCUUCAAGGCAGUGUGGGAUUGGUUGAUCCUGCUGCUGGUCAUUUACACAGCCAUCUUCACACCCUACUCCGCCGCUUUCUUGCUCAAUGACCAAGAGGAUGCAGCGCAAAACGAUUGUGCCUACUCCUGCAACCCACUCAACGUGGUGGACCUUAUUGUGGACAUCAUGUUUAUCAUCGAUAUCAUCAUCAACUUCCGUACCACCUAUGUCAACACCAACGAUGAGGUAGUGAGCCACCCAGGACGCAUUGCCGUCCACUACUUCAAGGGCUGGUUCCUAAUUGACAUGGUGGCUGCCAUCCCCUUCGACCUGCUCAUCUUCAGGUCCGGCUCAGAGGAGACCACUACUCUGAUUGGUUUGCUGAAGACAGCCCGCCUGCUGCGACUGGUACGUGUGGCGCGCAAGCUGGACCGCUAUUCAGAGUAUGGUGCAGCGGUAUUAUUCCUGCUCAUGUGCACCUUUGCCCUCAUUGCCCACUGGCUGGCCUGCAUCUGGUAUGCCAUCGGCAAAGUGGAGCGCCACUAUUCCAAAGCACCCCGAAUUGGCUGGCUGGACUCACUGGGGGAACAGCUGGGCAAGCACUUCAAUGACAGUGACCCAGGUUCUGGUCCCUCCAUUAAGGACAAGUAUGUGACUGCACUCUACUUCACCUUCAGUAGCCUAACCAGCGUGGGCUUUGGCAACGUUUCCCCCAACACCAACUCUGAGAAGAUCUUUUCCAUCUGUGUGAUGCUCAUUGGCUCUUUGAUGUAUGCCAGCAUUUUUGGGAAUGUCUCUGCAAUUAUCCAGCGUCUGUAUUCGGGCACGGCACGAUAUCACACUCAGAUGCUGAGGGUCCGUGAGUUCAUCCGGUUUCACCAGAUCCCCAACCCCCUGCGGCAGCGCCUGGAGGAAUAUUUCCAGCAUGCCUGGUCCUAUACCAAUGGCAUCGACAUGAAUGCGGUCCUAAAAGGUUUCCCAGAAUGCCUACAGGCCGACAUCUGCCUGCACCUGAACCGCAGCCUCCUGCAGAACUGUAAGGCCUUCAAAGGCGCCACGAAGGGGUGCCUGCGGGCCCUGGCCAUGAAGUUCAAGACCACGCACGCGCCUCCCGGGGACACACUCGUGCACGCGGGUGACGUCCUCACCGCCCUCUACUUCAUCUCUCGCGGCUCCAUCGAGAUCCUGCGGGGGGACGUGGUGGUGGCCAUCCUUGGUAAGAAUGAUAUCUUCGGGGAACCCAUCAACCUGUAUGCCAGACCUGGCAAGUCAAAUGCAGAUGUCCGUGCAUUGACUUACUGUGACCUACACAAGAUCCACCGUGAGGAUGUACUGGAAGUGCUGGACAUGUACCCAGAAUUCUCUGACCACUUCUGGAGCAGCCUUGAGAUAACCUUCAACCUUCGUGAUACUAACAUGAUUCCAGGCUCCCCGAGCAGCGACGAUUCAGACUGCGGCUUCAAUCGCCUGCGUCGGCGCAAACUCUCCUUUCGCCGCAGAACUGAAAAAGAUGAUGAGGAUGCUGGAGAAGUCAAGAAGUCACAGAGACUCUCACGCAAGGGAAGGAAGCAUAUAAUCAACAACCAGAGCGAGGUGCGGAAAACAGAGUGGGAGGGGCAGCAAAAUUCAGUCUCCUCCCCGUCUCACUCCAGUGGCGAUGAAGGAGAGGAGCCUGUGAUAACUGUCCCUGCCCCUCCCUCUGCCAUUCUGGAGCUGUCUGCUGCCCAGGCCACGCAUAUGCACUUUGGAGACACACCAGAGGGGGAUGGGGACCCAAAGACUGGCAACACCUGCAACGCAUUGUCCGGGGCAUUUUCUGGGGUUUCCAAUAUCUUCAGUUUCUGGAGUGACAAUCGUGGGCGGCAGUACCAAGAGCUACCCCGCUGCAGCUUGCCCUCUCACCCUCCCCUCUCUGCUCCUCUGCACAGUAUCACACGGCGUCAGAGGUUGGAGGUGGAGUCUAGGCUGGACCUACUGCAGAAACAGCUAAACAGGUUAGAAUCUCGGAUGACCUCAGACAUUGGUGCCAUUAUGCAGCUGCUACAGAGACAGAUGGUGUUGGUACCACCUGCAUACAGCACAGUGUCUUCACCUCCAGAGCCAGCUCUUUACCCUUGUACUGCUGAUAGGCUGGGGCAGCCAGUUAUGCCCCUGGAGCCAGAGACCUUGGUAUCACUCUCACAGAUCACUGAUGUACAGGAGUUAAGUGAGAUUCCACCCACAUCCUGUGAUCUUCCACUGAAUGCUCUGGAGCAAAAGUCAGCGGAUCCUCCACAAGGCAGCUCAGCAGAGAGACAGUGCCUGGAAACAGUCAGUCAGGAUGCUCUGUGUACAGAGAGUCACAACGAGACAAAAGACAACACCAGAGACACAGAGCCAAAACGGAGGCUCUCUCUGCCUGAGCAGUACUCAGAGGAGCCUCAGGACUCACGGACACCACAAAGACACAGUUCUGACCCAGGAAGCUAGUUUUAUGGCUGACACAGCUCUGUAUUUCUUAGGCUCAGUCUAAUUUUUUUUUCUAGCAGUCCUUUUGGCACUAAGCUAUACUAGUGUUAAGCUGCUGAAAACCCAGCUCAGAGAAUUCUGUAGUUGUGUUUAGAUUCAUGACUGGACUGCUCUUCCUAGUUUUUCUUAAAUUCCAGGAAGUAAUGAGGUGCCGAGGGAAAGACUGACUCAAAGACUGGAGGAGAGGUUUUGGUAGUUCCAUCUCCAUUAUUAACACAGUGGAGAAGUAAACAUUUAACUUUAUCAAUAAACUUCUGCACUAGGAAAGUGACUAGAUAAGGAUUUAUAACCAGAGUACUGUGGAGAAGGGCAGCAUCAUUAGUUUUUUUAUUUUAUUUGGCUUUGACAAGAUGAACGUAAGCAUGGCAUGGACCUCUGUUAAAACGUCCCUUUACUGCAAUGCCAGGACUGGAUAACUAUGAAAAAUAAAAAAAAUAGCCAUUAUGUUUUGCACUGAAAUUUCAGACACUUUAUCUCUGUGGCUCCUGUAACACGUCCAUGGCGCUUCCUGACUGGUACAUAACCUGAAACGUGUUAGCUGGCCUAACAAGAAGUGGUGUCCCGUCCCGUCUUCAAACCUUCACUGCUCCUGCCUGUGGGGGGCAGGACUGCUAAGGCCUCAAGAGUCAUUGUGUUGUGAUUUCCCCCGGAAUCUCUGUGUUUUUUUUGUUGGUCUGGGGUAAUAGCCAUGCAUUCUUAAUUAGCAUAUCAAACUCCUGUUGCAAACCUUGUACAGACUGUAGAGAAUGGAGUCUUAUACAAAUAUGCAAAUAAUAGUAAGAGAAGAAUAAGUUAUUUGAUGUAUAUAUCAGUUUUAGUCCAAAGGUGUGUACACAUCUAGUUUGCCUUGUCUCUGGCUUAUGAACUUGAUGGUUUUACUCAUUGAGGUGCCCCUUUUACCUCAGCAAUCCAAGGAAUCAAACAGCAAUAUCAGAGUCAGGGUUGUAUUCCUAUUCAGUCUUAUAGUUCUUUGGUGCCUGCUGGAUUUUUGCAGGGCCCAAUGUCUGUGUGUUUUAGCAUGACAAAUGCCCUGAAAUACCAUUUUGUUUUCUUUCAUUUUCCUCGUUAGCUUUGGAUAGUCAUAUAGCAGUGAGGUCACUGGUUUGCCACAGAGAUAUGGGUUUCCAAUUAAAAAAACAGGCUGAGUUACAGAGUAGCAUAGAGCUAGCUGGACUAGCUAUAAGGAGUUUUUACUUACAGUAAGUUUAUCAGCUAAAUUAAUCUAAUAAUUACGAUUAAUUACAGACCUAAGGGCACUCCUACCUUAGGGCACUAAACAUUUUUGCUCUUUGCUUUGUGAGGGUACCUUAAUCUUAUUCUAGUGGAGUACUUCUCUAAUUCAUUCAGGGAAGAGUUCAGUUUUCUGGAUUUCAAAUGAAAAUCAGCCAUGGAAGGUAUACCAAAUACGACAAGAACAAUGCCACCGUGCAGAUUGUCUUAAUACUAGCACAAAAUUUAUAGUCCUAUGUUUGAGUUUCAUAGACAUGAAAAAGGUUAGUUACCAAUUGAAUCUUAUAUCACAUACUGUAUAAAUAACAAAUCUAAUCAGUUUCUCUGGAAAAGAUAUUUGAGACCUAGACAAUUAUUUUUUAAUUAUAAAGAAAGUAGAUCAGCUGAGAACAAAAUCUCAUUUAUGAUGAAGACCUUGAGAGACAUCAUUGCAGCAGUGUAAUUCACUCAAGCAAAUUGAGUAAAGUACCUCACUCAUACUGUAAGUACAGAGUACCUCACCCUUCCACUUAAGAGGCCUACUUAGAUUGAUCCAGAACCAUGAUUAAUUUCAGAAUAAUAAGCACUUUAUUACUUCUGUCUUGGGUAUAAAUCUAUUUACAGUUCAUCCUUUGUAAAUGACAUUGUAAAAACAAAAUUCAAACUGUAACAUUUACAGUAUGUUUGCCAGGGGUGCAUUUUAAUGUACACAUUCAUGUUCAAAUGUUCACCUUGUAACUUUUUGUUGAAAUUCGAUUAGGGAAAUAAUCAGCAAAUAUAUUGAUAAGAGUGAUAUUUCAAAAGCAGACCUGUCUUCCUAAUGCUCAGUGAUUCACACUCAGGCAGCUACAGCAGAGGCAACAAUGUAGCAGACCAGCAUAGGUCUAUUUACUGAACGCUUCACUCAAAGAUGUGUAGACUGACACAAUCAGACAUAAUCAAAUAGGAUAAUCUAUUCGGAAUGAAACAAAUAUAUAAUAGGAAAAAUAUUUGCAGCACUGUCAGUGACUUAAUCAAAUCAAAAUUUAAUUCACUUGACAGACUAACAUUACAGACUAAAAUUACAAAGCAGAUGCAAUUAAUUUCUGUUUUUGUAAAUACCUGUUCUCACUAACUUGAAACUCAUCAGAAGACUGAAGAAUGUAAUACGAUUUUGUUGAUACAUAUAGUUCUAAAAGGGUGCUAUAGGCUUUCAUGGGUAGUAACUUACUGUAACACUGUUCACAAUUCGUAUCUUAUCCCUUCAAGAAGGAACCAGUAAAACAGAACAUAAAUGAAAAUUUAACUGAUUUAAUUGGCUUAACAAGAUUUAUCUCAAGAUAAGAUUACAUCACUGGGUUUGAUAAAUACAAAUGAUGUACACAUAAACAUCAAGACCACUGUAGCAUGAAGUACUGACAUGAUUAGCUCAAAUAAGGUUAAGCAUUAGGGGUUUUAAUAAUCACAGACCUUUAAUUUUCCAGUUUGUGUACCAUAUGCAGAUAUCUGUGUGUUUCUGUCUGUCUAAGGGAACUGUAAUUGAAAGGUUUCUUUCUUCAAAAUUGCAGGGGUCCUUGGAAUUGAAUGUUUACAAGGGAAGUCUGAAUGAAGUGUACUAAAGAAUUCAACACAUACCAUCUAAGGUUCAUCUGCCAGAGACAAAGAUGAUACUUACCAAAUUACAAAAUAAUUUUACUCCUCUAAUAAUGUGUAAACCUGUGUAUUUUGAGUGUGAGUCUCAUAGAGUCUUGAGAAAGUCUUUAAGCACUAGACUGAAGCUUCUGCCCAGUAUUUUGAUUUAUGGGGAACAUCAUGGGAAAUCUCUAAUUCACUGGGAAAACUCCACUGGCAAAUAUCAAGGCCCUAUUUUUAUUGUGGCAUAACUAAUCAAUGUGCUACCAAUUUAAUGGUGAGUGAUAACAUGUGUUAUAACAAUGAUUUGAAUGAUAAUAAAGAAGUGGUAGUAACACAUAGCCAUUUCAGCUUCAGAUUCAUGACCUCAAUGUAGCAUUGGUCAUGAAUUGGCUAUAUGCUGCUGAUGCUAGUGCAUCAUCCCAGCCUUCUGGGGAAUGUUUAAACAGAGAGGAUAGCAGCAAACAUAACCUGGACUAGGUGUGUUUCACCUUAAUCUCAGAAGUACAGAUUAACCCCUUUUUACUUGAUGGUGGGUAGCUUCAAGCUGUGGUGCUAGAAGACUUUCUGAGUUGUGUUCUAUACUUUGUAGUGUAACUAUGUACAAUUCAGACUGAAUUCAUAUCCAAAACUCUCAGUUUCCCAAUAGUGGUAUGGGUAUUCUAUCCAUUCUAUUGAUUUUCAGAAAUCUGAGGUAAUCUCAAUGAUCCUGGGAAUCAUUCAUGCAAUUGAACAUGAUACGUCAAAAUAGUAAAUAUUUUAACUUAUAAAAAUGCAGCAGAUAACGCUGGUGAUGAUGGUAGUGGUGGUGGUUGCUGUAACACAGUUUAAGAAGUCAACUUGAGUAUCACAUCUUGUCAACUGCAUUUCAUUAGAGAUGUGUCUGGAUACGUAUUUUCUUUUUUAAUGAAGACAAGAUGAGAUCUAUUUAGAAAACAAACAGACUUCUUUUCUUCUUGAUUAUCAAGAAAAGCAUAUGAAGCAUUUAAAAGCAUAACAUCUUGUUAAAUGUGGGUGAAGGGUUAUGGACCCAUAAAAGUCUAGGUUAUUAAAAAAAAACUGCACCAGUAAGGAAGUGACUUCAGAAGUGAUUACAGGUGAAGGAACAAUACUUGACCAAAAUUGUGCCAGAGCACUGAUCCACUUAAUAUACUUCAACUUCAACUUACAUAAAUCAAAGGAUUCAUGAAAUACCAAGACUCACCCACUUCACAGUGAUUCUUCAAAAAAUGGGACAUGUAAAACCUAACUACUGUUUUUCCUCAAAACCACCAGAUUCCCUCUAGCCCUUUCUGUGGAAUGAAUUAGAAUUCAUUAAAUGACCACUGAAAAGCAGAAGUACCUAUCAACAGUACCCAUUCUGCAUCUUUCAUCACUAUUUUAAAGCUCUGAACUCUGAGUGAAGGCCAGAACUAGAUCUUCUUAAAUACUUGAUCGGUUAAAAGAAUGAGAUUCAGAAACAAGUGAGGGUUUUAGAAAUGCAUCAGUGCUGAAUCGUACGUCUGCUGUUUUCCAUGUACAUAAGAGACUCUUGUCAAGAGACUGACCUUGGCACUUGUAGCCAGCAUUAUGCAGGAACCUACAUUCCUGUGGCAUGCUUAAGAAUGCAAACUGUAGAAAUUGCUGUUAGUGAUUUAAAUGACAAUGAUAAAUCUCUAAUAAAACUACAACUGUGCACAUUUUAAUUGCAUGCUGCACUAAAUAUCUUCCAAAAAUAUGAGAAUAAAUAAGCAAUGAGCUUGAAGAACUGUGUGUAGGGUUGAAUAUCAUCUGUAUAGGAGACAUAUUACAAUGUAAACCACUGGGAAAUAAAUAUUGUGAACUUCUGUAUAUCUUGCCAAGGAGAAAGCUGAUUUUAAGACAGAGUUUUGAAUUCAACAUAGUAUUCUCAUUAAUGUCAGCUUAUUCAGGCAGAUACCAGCUAAAAUACAACAGACAGACUCCAGUAUUGGUUUAACGAUAGGGUUACAAGUUGUUGAUUUUUCAUUUUUUUCAUGUUUAUUGAAAAUAAACCUCUUUGAA